AUGGCCGACCGCCACAUCGAGUUUGGUCUGGGUCUCAAGAUGGACGGCUCGACUCACUUCAACGACCUUACCAACUUGACGACCUCGCCUCGUCAUGCGAUGGGCAACGACCACCAGGCAGCGAGCUCGGGACAGCAGUUGAGCCAUGGCUUUGCCCAGCACAACAACAUGGGCAUGACUCAAGGCGCGGCUUAUGACACCAGCUCCCAUGACACGCUCAUGAAGCACAGUGCUCCCGACCUCUCCGUCUACAAUGGCCCGCACGUCGAAGGCAAUAGCAUGCACCAGCAACACACUGGAGCAACGAACCAAGCUCAUGAUGCGGACCCGCAACCUUCUGCUCCGCAUUCCGCAGGUCUGGAACAAGCCUUUGCUGAUAUGGGCUCGCACACCAACAGUGCGCAGCGCCAAGAUCAAGCUACCCAAGCUCAUAGCGCCCCGGACAUGCAGGGCAUGUUCGAUGCCCAGAUCCAAAGCUCAGGUUCUCAGACUACGAUCCAGGGUCACACAUUAGCAGAGGAAAGCGCACACCCCACUCAGGGCGGGCAAAUCCAACCCCAUCCUGUCAGCUUCCAGGUCAAGAGCGAGCUGUCGCCCAGUGUCGAUCGCCAUCAAGUCAGGUCGUAUCCACCAUCUCCUCCUACUCGAUCUCAGAUGUUCAAUCCAGACCCUAGAUCGUUUCCGCUAGGAAUGAGGCCGAUGGACGGCCGCCACGUGCCCUCGCAUCGACCCAGUCAUAGCCUCGGGCAGGCUGCAGCUUUUAUGUCUGGCGUGCCUGACCGCACAAUCUUUGCGCACAACCAUACCAGUGCUCCUGUUUCUCCAUCCGAUGGCAUGCAUUCAGGAGGCCCCUUCGAUACUCUCUUCCAGUACCCGGACCCUCGACACGAUGCUGGCAUCAACAUGGCAGAACACGUUCAUGUGCUCGAGCAUGGCGGUCCGCAUCUAGCUACACGCAACCACGGCCAUUUCACCAGGUCCUGCGCACCCUCAGUGCGAUCGACCUCACCUUCGGCGAGCAUGGCCUCCACUUCGAUGACCUCGAUCUCGCCUCUUGGCAGUGCUCGUAUGAACGCUGACGGCUCUUUCACAUCGCAGGAGACGUCGUUCGACAGCCUCUCCAACGCUGCAUCCGGAUCGUACAGUAGGGCCUCCUCCACGUCUGACGAGCUCUUCUAUUCGGACCUCGGCGGAUCCCUCGGCCUGCCCUCCUCUCUGCGCAUGUCAAAGCAGAAGAAGAAGCUCCGCAACAUCGAUCGCAAGAUGAUCUGCGACUAUUCUGUGGCCCAUCCUACCGUCAAGCAGGACGCCAUCGCCAACGAGUUCGGUAUCGAGCGCAGCACUGUCAGCAAGAUCCUCAAACAGAAGGACAAGUGGUUGUCCAUCGAUCCUGAAAGCGGUGCUGCAAGGAUCGCCAAGCAUCGUGCUGUCAAGUUUCCGGCCGUCGAGGAUCGUCUGACCAGCUGGGUCGAUGAGCUCAAGGCUCGAGGUGAGCCCAUCCGCGACUCCACCCUUCGACAGGAAGCGCUUCGAAUCGCUCGUGAGCUUGGCCUUAGUGAGGACAAGUUCAAGGCUUCAGGUGGCUGGAUCGAGAAGUUCAGAGAACGUAACCAGAUCCCAAAGCCUCGUAACGCUGAAUCUGGCAGCACCGGCCCUGAUGCGCCUGAGUCUGCCAAAUCACCUAAGCCUUCGCCAAGCCACGGCGCCGGAGCUUUUGCACCUCGAACUGUGGCUUCGACGCCUUCCAGCGAUGCCGUUGGUCCUUCGUCUGGAGCUGAAGGGCAGACUAACCCCGCUCGACGCCAGAGUACCAGAAAUAGCAAGGCAAAGGGGACGCCUGGAAAGCGAGCUAGAGAAGUUGAAGAGAAGACCCAAGCCAUAUUGGGUAUGUCUCCACUCAGCCACGACAUGGCUCGCAUGCAUUUCAACAAUGGCGGAGCUCCUGCACAGAUGCCCAAUCAUCCCGGCUUCUUCAGACCAAACUUCUACGAGGGACAUCCAGCCGGGCCUCAGCCUAUGCAGAACUAUCAGCUCAUGGUUCGUCCCGACGGCAUGCCAGGUCCAACCUUCCUUAUUGAAGAUCAGGAUCAACAAGACCGUAAGCGAAUGCGUGCCAUGCAGGCGUUCCAGGGUCACCAGGCUGCGAUGGGACUUGGUCCUGCCAUCGACUUCCACUUCCCUCAGGCGAUUGGCCCAGCCGCGUCGCCGUCGCAGCAGCAGCAGCAGAUGACGAUGUUGCACCAGCUUCCUCAAGGUCCCUCUGACCAGACGCCUGACCUGAGUCCCCGUGCCCGUCGCACGCCCAGCAAGGCAACGGCUGAUGGUAGCACCCGCGGACGCUCGCGUCGAGGCAAUGGCCGUCUCUCUAAUGCCAACCACACGCCUCAGACUCCUUCUCCCUUAUCCGUGUCGCCCGCUGACGCAAUAGGCGAGAUAAUCUUCCAUGGCUUGGACAGAGCCGAUGCUCAGCAGCUCACCGCAGCCGCAAUGGAACGCAUUCGGGCUUUGCAGAACUCGAGCGACAAGUCGUCGGUUGUCACCGCGCAACAGGCUCAGCAGUCGUUGGAUCUCGUCCUCCGUUUCCUCAGUGAACAGCCGAGCGACUUUUUGCCCGCGAACCACCUGAUCGUCUUUGGACACUUGCAGGCUAACAUCGAGCAGAAGAUCCGCGGGCAUCAGGAGCAGCCCGGUGAUGAGCCUGUCGCUGAGGCUUCCGGCUCGGGCUCGCAGGCGCCUGUUCAAGCCGACAGUUCGUCGAACGGCGAAGACAACCAGAUGAGCACGGAAGAGCAAUUGAACAGCUGA
Messenger RNA from Ustilago hordei, 2805 nucleotides. RefSeq lists its product as uncharacterized. Gene Ontology annotation, cellular component: nucleus. NCBI's taxonomy places the organism in Eukaryota, Fungi, Basidiomycota, Ustilaginomycetes, Ustilaginales, Ustilaginaceae. The record is from RefSeq and is a predicted model, not a curated record. Gene Ontology annotation, molecular function: DNA binding. Bases 1 to 2805 code for a protein of 934 amino acids. The transcript has a single exon.